Scutellospora calospora is the source of this 1939-nucleotide messenger RNA. Lineage: Eukaryota; Fungi; Glomeromycota; Glomeromycetes; Diversisporales; Gigasporaceae. The record is from the annotation of a GenBank genome assembly.
AUGGUUAACAAACCGCUCACUUGAAGAUUUAGCAAGAGUAGGUCACCUAACUUCAUUGGAUGAACCAACCCAAAGAAGAAUAGUGAACCUUAUUACCUCCUAUAGGUGCUUUCCUGCUGUUGAAGUGAGAGCUCACCUCAUGAAAAAUGAAAAUAUAGCAAUUUCAGUGUCUACUAUAUGCUAUAUACUUCAAAACCAUGAUUUAGUGUCAGAGCCUACUAUAAAAUUUGGAAGCAGUUCCAUUAUGAUUUGGGAGUGCUUUAGCUCUCAUGGUGUCAGUAGCUAUUGUAAGGUUGAUGCGACUCAAAAAUUUGAACGACGCAAUGAAAAUAGACAUAAAAGAGCUCAUAUAAAAAGUUAUUAUUACGAAAAUUAUCAUAAAAGAAUUAACAAUGAUAAUAUUGAGUUAAUGCCUCGAAAUACUCCAACAAAGAAUCCAAAGAUCUGUAUUAUUGGUGCGGGAACAUCUGCCCUUCUUUUGAAUGAGGCUGGUAUUAAAAAUGUUACCAUUCUUGAAUAUCAAGGUCGUGUCGGUGGACGUUUUCAUACUCAUUAUUUUACUGAAGAUCCUAAUGAUGAAAGACGUUUAUAUGGCGAACUUGGUGCAAUGAGAUUACCUUAUAUUGAAGUUUUUGAUACAAUUGAUUAUUUGAAUGAAUAUAAUAAGUUUGAUAACCCAGAUAAAGAAAUCCAAACUAUUAAUUUUAUAUAUAGUAAUCCAAACGGUUUAUAUUAUUAUAAUAAUAAAAAAGACUCAAAUGGUAAAAUGAUAACAAAAGCUUACUCUACGACUGUUAAUAUUAGUCAGUUAGGCUUUCCUGAUUCAAUUCCAGAUAACUAUGUUGGUCUUUGGAAUGAGGCAUUAUUGCCUUUUUUUUUGGAACUUGAUAUAGAUUUUACAAAAGGUCUUAAAGCUUUAAAACGUUAUGACCAAUAUACUGCUUAUUCUUAUUUAAAAGAAGUUUUUCUUCCUGCAAAAUUACCAACAAAAUGGGAAGAUUAUGAUGAGAUUAUUAGUGCUAUUGAAAUGCAUGAAAUGGGAAUAGGAAUGCAACGAUUACCCAAUGCUUUUUUAUCAUUGAUUAAGAAGGCAAAUUAUAAUUUAAAAUAUAAUUCUGAAGUUUAUAAGUUGGAAAAGACCGAUGAUGGUCGAAAUGUUAAGGUAUAUUGGAAAACUAAUGGAAUGGAAGAAUCUGACGUUUUUGAUAGAGUAGUUGUCACCGCUCCUUUGGGCUGCGUCCGUCACUGGGAUUUACCUUCAACAUUAUCAUAUGAUAAGCGACGCGUAAUACGUGAAUUAGAUUAUUUAAAUGAAGGAAGAAUAUUUUUACAAUUUAAGAGUCGAUUCUGGGAAAAAUCUCCUCUCGAUACUGGUGGCAUACAGACGACCUCCAAUAUUGGUAUUGUAGGUGGAACCUCGUCAACUGAUCUUCCUGUUCGUACUGUUGUAUAUCCUUCAUAUUACGUAGGUCUACCUGAAAAUGGCUCUGGAGUAUUACUAGCUUCCUAUACUUGGGAUAAUGAUGCAACCAAAUAUAGUGCGUAUACUGAAGAGGAACGCUUUGAACUUGCAUUAAAGGAUAUAGUAACUCUUCAUGGAGAAAUUGCAAGAAAAGAAUGGAUACCUGGUAAAGAGAAUAAUAAGGCGAGAUAUUGGACAAAUGAUAAAACUGUUGCUGGAGGAGCUUAUGCUAGAUAUGGGGCAGGACAAUUAGAAUAUUUGAUGGGUGCAAUGAUGAGAUCUGAAGAUUUUAUUCAUUGGGCUGGUGAACAUACUGAUAUACAUAAUGCUUGGAUUGUUGGUGCUUUAAAUUCUGGUGUUAGAAUUGUUAAAGAAAUAUUACGAGAAAAUUUGAUGAAUGAUGAAUGGUUGAAAUUAAAAAAUAUGAAAUUGUUAAAAUAUUGGAAUGGAAAUCUUAAUGAUUAUAAAGGAUAUUAA